Molecule: messenger RNA, 324 nt
Organism: Lactuca virosa
Lineage: Eukaryota; Viridiplantae; Streptophyta; Magnoliopsida; Asterales; Asteraceae
Source: the annotation of a GenBank genome assembly
AUGAGGCGUAUAUUGGUGGCGAUAAGGCAAAACAUCCAAAACAAGAGGAAGAGUCCUAAAGUGGCCGAUGAAAGCAUGUUUGGGGAAGGAAAUGGAGCUGAGUUUCCAAAUCUAGCUAGACAUACAAGGCAAGGAGUUCCUAACGGUCUUUCACUUAUAUAUAGCAUCGUAAGAGCUCCUCUCUCACUUGUUUCCUGCAUAUCAUGUCACUCCCAUAUAAGUGGUGCUGCCGAUGGAGUCUGGGUUUCUGGAGAACUUGCACAGAUUUCUGACGUUAAUCAUCUUAUAGUCAACGACAGCAUGCGCUACGCUAUUUUGAUGUAA